This is a messenger RNA of Salvia miltiorrhiza (redroot sage), 950 nucleotides long. RefSeq lists its product as uncharacterized. The transcript is spliced from 4 exons. Bases 34 to 753 code for a protein of 239 amino acids. The record is from RefSeq and is a predicted model, not a curated record. NCBI's taxonomy places the organism in Eukaryota, Viridiplantae, Streptophyta, Magnoliopsida, Lamiales, Lamiaceae.
AGUAAAAAAAUUAAAUAAAUUAGUCAUUGGAAAAUGAAGGUAGCCGAGAAAGUGAUACUCCUACUCGACGGCGGCGUCGCAGCCGCCAUAGCCGGCAGUCUCCACCCGAACCCCAACGCUAAGUUUCAGACUGUAAAGGAAUCCUUUCGGUUUUCGUUGGAAUGCUACGGAAUCAAAGAUCUGAUGGCGUCUGGGGAAGUAAUUCAUUUUGUCGAUUCCGGUGGCCGUUAUGAGGUGUCUAUUUUGCUGUUGGAGAAUCACGAGCCUCCAAUCUUAGCUUGUGCUCUGAAUGAAGUUUUGUUGAAAUUAACCGGAGACGAUCACUCUACUGUGCCGACACUAAUAGUCCCUUUCGUCGUGCCAGAGUCUAAGCUUAAACAAGAAAAUAGAUAUUCUGGGAAAAGUGAUACGGUUUCACUAUAUGGCAUGAAAUUGGGCCCAAAAACAGAUUUAUCUGAGUUAUUGAGCUCCAGAUUGCAACAGUCGCCACCGUUUUCUCAGAUUUUACACGAGGAGUUGGCCUUGUUGCUUCAUUUGGUAAAUGUCAAGAAGCUCCCAACAGUUGUGAUGAUUGGUGUAACCGGUCACAGCACAUCAAGUAAAAACUCCAAAGAGGAACUCGAGGUAACAUGCCAGAUUGGUGAACACUUGGCCAGCGUUUCGUCUCUUACUUUCUCCAAAGAAAAGAUGGUCCAAAGUCCGACCAAGACUUCAAGGGAUGGCCAAGAGGCUUGGCGUGCACUGUACGGAUGAUGAUCUCGUUGUUCAAGUCGCACACUAGUUCUUCGUUUCUGUUUGUGAUGGUACCGUAGCUUAGCUUACGCGCCUCCCAUCUUUUAGUUCUAUGCUAUAGCACUUGUUUUGAGUCUAAGAAAUGGUGUGAAGUUCAAUCACCUCUUGUUGUAAUACAUAUAUGGAAAUCUUUUUGCAACAUUGGCUUUGUUUUUCCA